GAUUGCGGAUGAGAAAACAUGUGCCGUCGCUGCUCUCCUGAGGGAUGAAGAUCAUAUCAACAGACAGGAGUCUGUUCCUGCACACGCACACAUUCCUACAGUCUCAGAUGUAACAACAAAUCAAAUGAGUCAAUCAGUGCUGCAGAUGAGUCACAGCCCUCUUCUGUGAGUGCAGGCAUCGACAUGCAGCUCCACGUUGUGACUGGACAGAAGAUGAAGGGGGGAGGCGUGGUGCAGGGAGGGAGGCGGCUCCCUGGGAAUAUCUUAAACACUGCAUCACCAGCUCACCUCAGCUAAUUACUGCGUGGGUUGUCAAAAACUGGUCGUGUGUUUGUGUUUCUGCUGCGGCUCGGUGGCUCAGGUAUGGGGGCCUGAAAAACCAACCUGCGGACAUGAACCUCUACAGGAGCUUUGGAAACCUUAUGGAGGCUUGGGUAAAUGAAGGAAAUAUGUACACAGACCCUCCCACACCUUCCUCAGACAGUGGGACAAACUUCCGCUCACAGUCGGUGGACUCUGGCGUGGAGACGGCCAGCUCGGACACAUCUUUUCCAUCUUCAUCCUGCUUCUUCCCAUCAGAGAACGCUGAAACCGACACAUUCAUGCCGGAGGCACAAAGCAGUGGACUCACUCCGGCCUCCACAUCAGAGUCUCCUGUCUUGUCCUCUCCUGUGCUCUCCUCUCCCCCCUCAUCGUUCUCUCCCCUCUGUGCCGCCACCAAACCCGAGGAGAGCCCCAAUGCUGUGCUCCUAAAACUGGAGCAGUCGCAACAGAGGACUGAACCCCAGCCUCAGAGGAACAACCCGGGCCCUGUCACGGUGGAGGAGGUGCUCAGGCGACAGCCUCGAGCCGCAUUUCUGCCCAAACGACACGCAUCAGAAUUAAUGAGAGGUCAAAGGUCAGACUGCUAUGGUCUGAGGAGGAUAGCCAACGCAUCUGUGUCCCCAAAGCAGAUGUUGGAUACGCGCAGGCGGCCGAUGUCUUUGAGGUGUGACAUGCAGAGAUUAGAGGAGUGCAAUGAGGAGGAGAGGACAGGCCUGAGUCCUGGCCUCUGCUACCUGGAGCAGGUUUGUCAAAUGCUGGAGGAAGUUGCCAGACAACAGAUACAGAACAGCACCACGCUGACAGAGUUCCAUGCCCCGCGGGAGAAUGGAGACGUGCAGGCUCCUGACAGCUGUCAGACGGCAGCUGAGGAGGCGCUCGCCUCAUGUCAAAGGCUCAAAAAUGUGGAAAAUGAAGAGCAGGUUUCCACCGAACCUCCACAGCGUAAGAACUACGGACACUAUCGACAGCGAUCGUCCUCAGACACGACACACAUGAAUUCAGACUGCAGAGGGCAGCAUUUGAGAAGAAAUGACCCUCUGGAAACGACAGAGGAAGAGCACCUUAAGGAGGAAACUAAAACUGACGAGACCAAAAAAACGACCUGGAGGUCAAAAAUUGCAACUCUGAGAAGAGAGAUGUCUUCUGUAAGAGAUACAAGAGGCCAGCAGAUGGAGUCAACUGAGAAAAACACGGCCCGGCGACGGCUUAGCCAGCUCUUCAGGAGGAGGAAGACGUUGCCUGUGCGAGUGGACCAACUUCCUGUCGCGCCAUAAUGUUUGGUCAUUUUGGUUUCAGUUGUUUAUAAGCUUUGACAUCCUUGUCAAAUGAUGUGCUGUAGCUUCAUCUGCCGUCUUUAUUUAUUACCCAUGGACCUAUGCUGUAUAUAUUUGCCUUGUUUUUUUAUCUGUAAAAAAAUGUAUCAUGUUUUUAUAUUUUUGAAGCAGCACUAAACACCAUAUGUAUAAUAUGAAAAAAAAUC
Molecule: messenger RNA, 1804 nt
Organism: Solea senegalensis (Senegalese sole)
Lineage: Eukaryota; Metazoa; Chordata; Actinopteri; Pleuronectiformes; Soleidae
Exons: 7
Coding region: 393-1598 (401 amino acids)
Source: RefSeq, a predicted model, not a curated record